AAAUAAGCAAUGUUUUAAUGAUAAAAAAAAAUAAAUUUUAAAAAGAAGUAGCGAUGCAAACUCACAUUUCAAUAUUGUGUAUCUGUUUAAUGAGUGGAUUUAUACCAUCGAAAACUAGUCAAGUGAAUGGUAAUGAAAAUGGUACAAAUGACAUCGACACAUCCCUCGGAAAUUUCCACUUCAGUGCUGAUAACUUUCUAGAGAAGUUUGGAUAUAUGGAAAUGCCAACAUCAGAAGGAAACAUUUCUCACAUUGCUGAAAGUAGAGAGAGAGCUGUAAGGUUAUUUCAAGAAUAUUACGGUUUGGCAGUUUCUGGAAUUAUGGAUAAGAAUACUAUUGUCCAAAUGAAACGACCUCGUUGUGGAGUUCCAGAUAUGGGCAAAGGACCAAAUGGACCUGCACCAUUUACAGCCCAAGGCAAAUAUAUCCAGCACUUAUUGUCCACUGUAGGUUAUAAGUGGAAUAAAAACAUCAUUUCUUGGAAAACUACGAGAUAUUCUAGAAAGCUUCCGUCCUCAACACAAAGAUUUGCCUUUGAGAAUUCAUUUAAGAAAUGGUCGGAUGUGACGCCAUUACAAUUUGAGUAUACAAACGGAGAUCCAGAUAUAGAAAUAUACUUUGCAAGAGGUAACCAUGGUGACGGUGUUGGAAAUAGUUUUGAUGGUCCUGGGAGAGUCUUAGCACAUGCAUACUAUCCAACGGAUGGUGGUACACAUUUCGACGAGGAUGAAAUGUGGGUAUUUAGGGGUAACGCCAAUGACGGUAUAGAUCUGGAGGUAGUCGCUGCUCAUGAAUUCGGUCAUGCCUUAGGUCUUGGGCAUUCUAAUAAUCCAGAUUCCUUGAUGUACCCAGCCUAUAGGUUUCAGAGUCAGGGAUGGAAACUUCACUAUGACGAUAUUGUAGGAAUACAGUCGUUAUACGGUUCACCCUCAGAAACGUCGACGCCAUCAAUGACAGUUCCAUCAGUGAGGCAAACGCCCCGGCGGAGACCUACAACACAAAGUAUGACAACAAACCGAUCAGUCACAAGAAGGACAACACAAAUAAUCUCUAAUUUCCCUGACACCACUACCAAACCCAAUUUACCUGGUGGAAAUUGUAAUCUUACGUUUGAUGCGAUUACGUUAGGUCUGGAUGGUAAUACUUAUGCCUUUAGAAACAUGGAAGUUUAUAAACUAGGCAAUGCUGGAAUGGCGCAAAGAUAUCCUAAGAAAUCGUAUGAUGUAUUUCCUAAAGCACCACAAAAUCCUUCAGCUGCUUUUCAUGCUCUGAAUCAUGUCUACAUAAUUAAAGGAAGACGUCUAUGGAGGUAUACUAAUUUCAAGUUGGAUGAUCAAUACCCAAAAGAAAUGAGAAACAUGCCUUCACGUCAACGUAUUAACUUUGCAUUCACAUAUAAAAACCACUGGAGAGACGAACAGAUUUACCUUUUUGGUGAUACAUAUUUCUGGGAAUUCAAUAAAUAUAUGGAUGAUGUGUUGCCAAGAUAUAAGUUGCCAAUUUCAUCUUAUUGGAUAGGUGUACCCAAUUCACCUGAUGCUGGGAUUCAAUGGACCGACAAUUAUAUUUAUUUAUUUAAAGGAUCAAAGUAUAUUAAAAUGGAUCCAAGAAAACGACGGGUUAUUGCAGGCUAUCCAAAAGACAUAGCACCGUCCUGGAUCAGAGGAGUUUGUAACUCAGUUCCAAAGUAACCAUUCAAAAAUGAUAUCAUACCAUGAUAUGUCAUCAUUAACGAUUGCAUAGGGACUUUAUGCCGAGUGACUUAACUAUUUAUUUGUCUGUAUAUGUAUAAAGCUCUUUUUUUUCCUUUUUUCAUUUCGUUUAUUCCUUUUAUUGUGUGAUAUGUAAUUAAUGUUAUAAAUUCAUUAUAUCUUAAUUAUGAGGAAAUAAAGACACGCAUGAA
This is a messenger RNA of Mytilus californianus (California mussel), 1903 nucleotides long. Its product is annotated as matrix metalloproteinase-19-like. The record is from RefSeq and is a predicted model, not a curated record. Gene Ontology annotation, molecular function: metalloendopeptidase activity; zinc ion binding. NCBI's taxonomy places the organism in Eukaryota, Metazoa, Mollusca, Bivalvia, Mytilida, Mytilidae. The transcript is spliced from 11 exons. Gene Ontology annotation, cellular component: extracellular matrix. Gene Ontology annotation, biological process: collagen catabolic process; proteolysis; extracellular matrix organization. Bases 54 to 1691 code for a protein of 545 amino acids.